UCUACACCUCUAAUUAGGCUGCAGUAAAUUCAGUGUCUUCGAGCAGUCAGUAAUCGGUAACCGGUGACGCAUAUCAAAUAACCAUGACUAAUAUACCAGUCUACAUUUUUAUGUUACUCAGUUCUAUUUUCUUUACUGGCGUACUUCUUCAGGUCCCUUAUUAUGCUGUUCAUCUUAUUAGAGUGACCAGUUGUGCAAAAAAUAAACAGUUUUUGAUACUCGACGUACACAACAACGCGUCCACAGUUAACGUACAUGGAUCAAAUCAAUGGACCGUUUAUGAAGAAAUAACUGAAGAAAAAAAUAUUACGAUCCAACCGUCAGUUUUUAUGAAAAUAAACAACAAUUGGAUACUUCAACCAGUGUUUUCAAAAAAUUCUAUUAAUGUUUGCAUGUUGGUGAAACAAGACCCAACAGUGGUUCCGACGGCUAGAUUAUUUGUACACAUACCCUACAACUGUCCAAUAAAAAAAGGUGUACAGCUCAUAACCAAAAACCGAAUAACAUCCAUGAUACGUCCAAUGCUGCCGUUCGGAUGUUGGAUGCUCAAACUAGAAUACUUCAAACCCAAUGGAAAUAACGUGGGGUGCAUUACUGCAAUAAUUUUGCAAUCCAUCAAUAUCAAUCUCGAGUCGGAAAGCAAACUAUGUUAUUAACUUGUA
This is a messenger RNA of Adelges cooleyi (spruce gall adelgid), 662 nucleotides long. RefSeq lists its product as uncharacterized. Bases 84 to 656 code for a protein of 190 amino acids. The transcript is spliced from 5 exons. Lineage: Eukaryota; Metazoa; Arthropoda; Insecta; Hemiptera; Adelgidae. The record is from RefSeq and is a predicted model, not a curated record.